CAGCCGUAUCGCCGCCACCGUGGUCUACAACGAGUACAUCAACGACCGCCACCAUGUUCAUAUGAAUUCGACUGAGUGGGCCACGAUAACCGAGUUCGUGAAGCACUUGGGGAGGACGGGUAAGUGUAAGGUUGAGGAGACGCCAAAGGGUUGGUUCAUUACUUAUAUCGAUAGAGAUUCGGAAACCCUUUUCAAGGAGAGGUUGAAGAACUUUGUAUUUUAACUUUGUAUAUUAUAUGGAAAUUCACACUGCAUAUAGCAUCUGAAUAUGCAGAUUCAUUCAUCAUUGCGGACAUUGUUUAGAGCUGAACACAUGUGGGAGCUCUCCCACUUUUGGGCACUGAUGCAUGAAGCAAUGGAUUAUUUUUUUCCUUCAGGAAAUUUUACUACCAUUUAAGAGGUUUUAUUUCUUCUCAAUAGUCAUUCCUGGGUAAACAAAUAUUUCUUGUGUGCUUUUAUGGUAGGUAGUUUGGGGUUUCUUUGGUAUGAAUAAUAUGAUUUCUUUUUUGGGUAUAUGAGACUUCUUUGACUCACUCUGUUGCCUGCAUUCUUUUUCAGUUGGUUGUGGGGUUGAGUCUUCACCCAGUUGAUGUCUGAAAGUAGGUGCUUGGUAAUGGAAAAGUUGAAAAGCAUAUUAAUGUGGGAUGAGAUACUAGAUCAAUCAGAAUUCGGAUCAACCCCUCAUUGUCCAUCUCUGAAAAUAAUUGAACAGAGAAAAUCCAAUGAUGCAGAAGUCGAGUCACUGCGAGAGGAAUACCAUCAAAGGGUUGCAACACUUGAAAGGAAGGUGUAUGCUCUUACAAAGGAAAGGGACACGCUUCGGCGGGAGCAGAAUAAGAAAAGUGAUGCAGCUGCUCUUCUGAAGGAAAAGGAUGAAAUAAUUAAUCAAGUUAUGGCUGAAGGUGAAGAGCUUUCAAAAAAGCAGGCUGCUCAAGAAGGACAGAUUAGGAAAUUAAGGGCUCAGAUCAGAGAGUUUGAAGAAGAGAAGAAAGGGUUGAUUACUAAACUUCAGGAAGGUGAUGCUGCUGUUGCCGUUGCUGAGGAGGUGAAGAAGAACAACCAUGUAGUAAGAAAGUUGGAGAAGCGUCAACAGAUUUGCACCCUUGACCAGCAUAUUGAAGAGCAAUUUGGUUGUGGUCGUCUAUUGGCUUGUAUCUCAUCACGACCUGGACAGUGGCUGUGCUGAUGGGAUGGGAAAACAUUGGACAAUGAGUUGGAGGUUGUUGAGGGAAUGAAGCUAGAUAGGGGCUACAUAUCCCCUUAUUUCAUCACCAACCAGAACAAUCAGAAAUGUGAAUUGGAAAAUCCUCUAAUCAUAAUCCAUGAGAAGAAAAUCUCAAGUAUUAAUGAUGUGGUUAAAGUAUUGGAGUUGGUUUUGCAGUUAUGAUUUCAGAUCUGUAGAUAACCUGUUGUUGCUGAUAUUGCUACACGGGAGGAGAACAGAACAACUUGGAAAAUGUGCAAGAAGGGAGAGCUAACUCAUACAACGAAGAACAAAUUGAUGAAGUUAAGAUCAAAUUAGUAGAAUUUGUGAGCUCUCCAUUAUUUAUAAUUAUAGGUAGGAAGUAUGUAUGUAAUAGAGCAAAGAUUGGUUGACUAUGUAAUAACAAUUGAAUUGUCAAGUUUUAUGAAAGAAAUAAUUUUUGCUUCUU
Molecule: messenger RNA, 1652 nt
Organism: Prunus dulcis (almond)
Lineage: Eukaryota; Viridiplantae; Streptophyta; Magnoliopsida; Rosales; Rosaceae
Product: KIN17-like protein
Exons: 9
Coding region: 590-1186 (198 amino acids)
Biological process (GO): DNA damage response; DNA replication
Cellular component (GO): nucleus
Molecular function (GO): double-stranded DNA binding
Source: RefSeq, a predicted model, not a curated record